Gambusia affinis (western mosquitofish) is the source of this 3763-nucleotide messenger RNA. RefSeq names its product gastrula zinc finger protein XlCGF52.1-like. NCBI's taxonomy places the organism in Eukaryota, Metazoa, Chordata, Actinopteri, Cyprinodontiformes, Poeciliidae. Gene Ontology annotation, cellular component: nucleus. The record is from RefSeq and is a predicted model, not a curated record. The coding region runs from base 1841 to 3115 and encodes 424 amino acids. The transcript has 7 exons.
UCCGCCAUUAAGAAGAAACGGCAGCGCGGCGAUGCUUUGAACGGAGCUCACUAACCACGAGGCUGCCGCCGUGGGUUGAAUCCAAACUGGUCAGAACCGGAACAGCUCGGUCAGAACAAGUUUGGAUCGCAGACCGAUGAGUUUCAGACUGUCUGACUUCGGUUCCGACCCAGUUCUGGUCUGGCAGGGAGGCUUCCACACGAUUUCUUCUGACUUUUCUCUGCUGGUUCCGGGGGGGCAAAGACUGAAAUACCGCAGUAUGCUAACAGCUAGCUAAAGCCAGCUACAUCAACUGGACAUGGCCGAUGUGUCGGAACCACCCGGUCCCGAGUUCUUCUCCAGGGUCCAGUUCCUGCAGCGGUUCUGCUGAACCGGGCCUAGUUCCCCAGAACUGAUGUGACCUGGAGCGCCGCCCACCUGGAAGUGAUGUAACAAAAGGCCGACUGAAGCUCCGCCCCCAGCAGUCUGUUCACAGAGGCGGGGCCGUGACAUAACCGGACCGAAGCGUGUUCUGAUCCGGGCGGGUCGGCGCUCCCUGAUUCGUCACCUGACUCACCUUUGUGAUGCGACUCUGUUCCUCAGAAAGCGAGGCUCAGCCUGAUUUACAUCUGGAGCUCCAGCGCCUCCUGCUGGCUGGAAGUUUCCUGGGAUAAAAAGCAGCAGAAAGAACACCACCUGAUUCUGUCCCUAAAAUAGAAACAAUAAACUGAAGCAAACUGCCUGCUGGUCAUGUGACCAUGGGAGCCAAUAGGGGGCCAGCUUUGAGGGCUCAGCUGAUGACUUUCUCUCCGGGUCAGCGGUUCUGUUCUACUCUGAUGGUUCUGGAGCUGCUGGUCCGAUCUCCUGAAACAUUUUAAUGAAACCCAAAAAGCUUUCCUUCCAUUAAUAAGAGUUGAAGCUCGGUUCUGUUAGAACCCUGGUCCUGGAAACGUGUUCUGAUUGGUUCUGUAACGUCACGUUUUCUGAAUAAACAUCCAUCCAUUUUCUAACCCCUUGUCCCCAGUGGGGUCGGGAGGAGCUGCUGCCUCUCCAGCCAACGUUCGGGGCGAGAGGCGGGGCCACCUGGACAGGUCACAGGUCACCUGGACAGGUCACCAGUCUGUCGCAGUGAAUAAACAUCAUUUAUGAAAUAAUCUCCCAGUCUGUUUUGACGUUAUUUGGAGGCUUUCUGCCUUCUGUUGGAUCCAGUUCUGCCUCCACUGAGGUUCUGGAGAAACUUUAGACUUGGAGACCGUUAGAAUUGUUGGAUCAGUAACAAACUGGGGAGGGGGGCGACUCCAGCUGCUGUGGUCCUGUCUUCUGUCCAGAGAAGAAGAAGCUGCUCUGUUUCUGCCAGGUUGACCAGUAAAACCUAUGGCGCCCCCUGUGGUUUUAAACGUGUGACCUUUGUCCCGGAACUGCUCCAGUAUCAGCUCCGGACUCGGUUCUGGUCUAUCAUUCGAACACAGACCUGGUGGUAGACCCAGAGGGAUGCAGACCGACCCGGCUUCACAGGAACCGACCCGACAGAACCAGAACCCCAGACUAGUCCCAGGAACCUGAACCGUCUCUGACCCAGCAGGAGGAGGACACACUGUCUGGAGUUGAGGCUGGGGUCAGAGGUCACUGACUCUAGAGCAGCAGUCUGACUGCAUGGUGUCAGGAUGCGGCUGCGGGACCUUGCAGGGCCCAGAUCAAACCAGAACCAGGCGACGACGUGGAGAUCCGGUCCUUUCCUCUCCUGAAGAAGCUGAGCGUCAAGCUGACUGACUGCAGGGUGUGGCUGGAGGGGCGGGACUUCCUGUCUCUGGAUGACCACCCUGAGCUCCUGCCGUGGCGCACCACCAACAGCGGCAGGAGGAUGGCGUACUGCCCCAUGUGCCAGCGGGGCUUCUACAAGCCGGCCCACCUGGAGGCCCACCUGUGGACCCACCGGGGCCAGAACCCCAACCAGUGCUGGGAGUGUGGGAAGACCUACCCGACCCUGAUGAGCCUGGUGAUGCACCAGCAGGUCCACGGCCGCAGCAAGCCCUACCACUGCUCCUACUGCGACCGCACCUUCGCCCUGAAGCGAGACUGGAAGACUCACCACCGGACCCACUCUGGGACCAAGCCCUUCAAGUGCUGGUUCUGUGGGGAUGGCUUUGGCCAGCAGAACCAGCUGGACGAGCACCUGCAGGCCCACCAGGGGGAGCGGUCCUACCACUGUGACAUCUGUGACAAGAUGUUUGUGUCCUACCAGGGCUUCAACUUCCACCGCCGGGCGCACAAGACCUCCAAGCGCCUGCCGUGCCUCAAGUGCUCCAAGACUUUCAGCAACGCUCAGAGCCUGAAGGUCCACCAGGCCACCCACUCCAGCAGGAAGCCGCACACCUGCCCCACCUGUGGGAAAGGCUUCAAGCUGCUGGGUGGCCUGCGCAGCCACCAGCGGGUCCACCAGGACCUGAGGGAGUACCGCUGCUCUGAAUGCAGCAAGUGCUUCUCCAGCCUGCAGGGGCUGAAGCUGCACGACCGCACGCACACGGGCCUUAAGCCCUACGGCUGUGCCGAGUGCGGCAAGAGGUUCACACAGGCGCCGCACCUCAAGGCCCACAUGGUCACCCACACCGGCGAGCGGCCUUUCCUCUGCACCACCUGCGGCAAGAGGUUCACCCAGUCGUCCCACCUCAACUCUCACAUCAAGCUGUUCCACCUGGGCGAGAAGCCGUUCAGCUGUGCCGACUGCGGCAAGAGCUUCACCAUCGCUCACUACCUGAAGAUGCACCGGCUCAGCCACACCAAGGAGAAGCUCUACCAGUGCUCCUACUGCGACAAGGCCUUCUCCUACCACAACUCCUGGAGAGCCCACGAGAGGAUUCACACCGGCGAGCGCCCCUUCGGCUGCCGUGACUGCGGCCGGACCUUCAUCACAUCCGGCUCACUGCUGACCCACCAGCGUGCUGCGCACACCGGCGAGAAGAACCACUACUGCAUCACCUGCGGUGAGUUCUUCUUCACCAGCUCCCUGCUGCGCGUGCACCAGCUGGACCACACCGGCGAGCGCCCGCAUGUCUGCAGCUGCGGCAAGACCUUUAAGACCAAAGGAGUCCUGAGGUUCCACCUGAAGAGGUUCACGGAUCACCGGCCGGCCCAGUGAGCCGGUUCUGGGCCGAGAGCACAGCUGGUUCUGCUGAGCAGAACGCUAGGAAGUUCAGCACACUGUAGCAGUCCUCAGCUGGACAAACUGGACCAACCCGGGUCCAACUGGACCAACUUGACUAACUGGACUGAACCAGGCAGAAUAAAGAGUCGGAGUGAUUCCUCUUCAGAUCGAAGAUGGUCUUUGUUCCUGGUUCUGGAGAUGUAAAACGACCGGGUCAGAACCAGGAAUCCGGCCGUUGGACCAGUAUUUGCUGCUAACAUAUUCUCUGAUUAAAAAAUAUUGAAUGUUUGGACCCGGUUCUGUUCUGGGUCCAUGACGUCACUCUGGUUCCGUCUUCCAAAGAGACGCCCCCACUGACAGCUGGAGGGUCAGAGGUCACAGGUCUGAUCAGCUGAGCCUGAUGUGGUUUAUUUUGGACCUCUGGUUCAGACCAGUAGCACCAUGUUUGGUUCUGGACCUACGGGUUGAACCCACUCCAUGCCUGACCUUCACUGCUGACUUGGACAGAACCGGGUCGGUUAAAGUUACUUCUCGAUGCUGAAAACAUUCAAAACCAGGAUCGGUUUUGCCUGGUUCUGGCCCAGUUAAUGAAUCUACUCCCUGAACAGUUCAGAACCAAAAUAAAACUACUUUAACCUCCUA